Strongylus vulgaris is the source of this 633-nucleotide messenger RNA. The record is from the annotation of a GenBank genome assembly. Lineage: Eukaryota; Metazoa; Nematoda; Chromadorea; Rhabditida; Strongylidae.
AUGAAGAUAAUGGGAUGGAGACCAGCGCGUUCUCUUAUGUUUGCCGCUUGGGAUGCUGAAGAGUACGGUCUAGUUGGUUCUACAGAAUUCGUUGAAGAAUUUGCGGAAAUACUGUCAAGACGUGCUGUAGCUUAUUUAAACAUGGACUGUCUCAAAGGCAAUCAAACAAUUUACGUGCAGAGCUCUCCGUCACUACAGGACCAAGCAGUUGCCGCUGCUAAAAAUGUUCGGAAUCCCCGGAAAGACGAAAUUGCUGCGAAUCGAUCAACAGUUUACGAUACAUGGUUGUAUAAUAUGAAUGAUCCUGAGUAUCCUGGAAUUCCUGAUAUAGCCAUUCCUAUGGGAGGAUCGGAUCAGAAAGCGUUUUUGGAUUACUUAGGAAAUUUUGAACGCUGUUUCGUAAAUCCCCGAGGGAUUCCUGAUGAUCCUGCAGCACGACAUGUACUGUUCUCAGUAAGUAAGACUGACAGCUACACGGGUACGGUCAUGCAACAAGUGUAUAAAGUUAUAGACGACAUGGUAGAUGCUUCAGUCGAUGAACUGCCUGUGCUAAGUGAUGAGCUCGCUAAUCAGAUAUCAAUCGUACAUAAUUCAUUGUUAUGCGCGUUGAACGUAUUUUCUGGUCACAUAUAA